This is a messenger RNA of Cokeromyces recurvatus, 2137 nucleotides long. Its product is annotated as kinase-like domain-containing protein. The record is from RefSeq and is a predicted model, not a curated record. The transcript is spliced from 6 exons. The coding region runs from base 53 to 2071 and encodes 672 amino acids. NCBI's taxonomy places the organism in Eukaryota, Fungi, Mucoromycota, Mucoromycetes, Mucorales, Mucoraceae. Gene Ontology annotation, molecular function: ATP binding; protein kinase activity. Gene Ontology annotation, biological process: protein phosphorylation.
UUUUUUUUUUUUGGAAUCUAGUCUUGUCUUCUUUUCUUAUUUGUUAUUAUAAAUGCAAACAGUGAAUGGUGUUCCUGUUUUUAUUACAAAUCCACAUUUAGAAUACUUUGGUUUAGACGAAGAACCCACAUGGUUUAGUGCUCAAGGUGGUGUUUACAAAUGUGUUAAUCGUGUUUCAAAAGAAAAUGUGGCUAUCAAAAAAUAUUUAGUAGAAGAGAACAUACAUGAAGAUAUGUUUGUCAUGCCUAAAGAACUCGUAGAGAAUGAAAUAUAUUCAAUGACUAAAUGUGUACAUCCAAACAUUUUAAAAUUACUUGCAGUUCAUUUGUAUGAAGAAUUUGUUUAUUUGAUUAUGCCACUUUGUACCGGAGGUUCAUUGCAGCAAUAUACAUUCGAGCAUCAAGUUACAAUCGGUCAACUUGUCUACAUUAUUAAAUCGAUCGCUUCAGGGCUUGCAAAAAUUCAUUCAUAUGGUUACAUACAUAGAGACAUUAAAUGUGACAAUAUUUUCUUAAAUCAAGAGGACAAUAGUAUUGUUAUAGGUGAUUUUGGUGUGGUUUCUAUUUCAUCUGUGGCAGAUUCAAGUGUAGAAGAAGCUGGAGUUGUCUUAUUUUGGUCACCUGAACUAGUACAGCAAAAAAUUGUAAACUAUAAAAUUGAUAUAUGGGCACUUGGAAUUGUUAUAUUAGAGAUUUUGAAUGGUGGAAGUGCGCCUUAUGAAGAUGAAGGAUUAGAUGAAGAGGAGAUUAAGCAAAGAAUUUUGGAUAAUGGCAGGCCAGAAUAUCCAUCAAAUAUACCAGCUUCUCUUGCUGACUUACUAGAUCAUUGUCUAGAUCCAGAUCCACACACAAGAUUAACAGCUAAUUAUGUGUUAGAGCAUCCUUUUUUACAAGAGUAUGAACCUGAAUUAUUAUUUCCUGCAGCUCAAUUCAAUUAUGAUGUAUCUUCACAACCUGAGUCAGACCUACAAAGCAUAAUGCAUGAUGAUACUACAUUGAAUUAUAAAUUUGACUCGAGUAUAGAAAUGAGAAAUAGGUCAUCUUCCCCUACUAUAAACACGAAAACUACUACCUACAGCAAUAAAAUGCAUGCUGUGCAGUCUCCAUUCUCCUCCAGAAAUAUCAAAUGCCGUCUUCCUCUUCCAUCAUUUACUAUGGAUAAAAGCUUAGUAGCAGCUACACCAGUAAGGGAGAAGAUUAUAAAUGUAAUAUGUAGGCGUCAGUCUAUGACGGAUGCUAGUCGUAAUCAAGGCUCAAGGAUUCCCGUAUUAUCUACUUUACAUCCACUAUUAGAAGAGCUUAUUGUAGAGUAUAAAAAGGAAAAAAUAGAGACCAGUCGAUUAUCAAUGCAAAGAAAAGCCAACCCAAUAAAUGCAAGAAAAAUAAAUCAAGGAGAAAAAACAAGAUUAUCAACAAAUAACAAUAAUAAUAGCAACGAGAAUAUGAAAUCAAAAAAUAUGACCAAACCUAAAGGUCAAUUAAAAUUACCUUCUACUAAUAUGAUUACAAAUGUCGAAAAAAUACCAAUCAAAUAUGCUGAUAUAAAAACAAAUAUACCAAAGCCCAAAAUCGUUACGAAUAUAUCUUUAAAGAACACCAUGUAUCAAAAACGACUCCCGAUCAGCAAUAAUGAAAGCCGUACAGCUAGAUUAUCAAUGGGAUUAAGUGCCAAUGGUGCUAGAAAACUUUUUAAAAGUAAAGCAGAACAAGAAUCUAACAGCUCAUCAUUAGAACACCGAGCAGAAAAAAUGAUACGCGCCAAUAUGAUAAAGGAAUCAGUAAGUUCAAUUCAUCUUAGUAAAAAACGCCCCGUCUCUUUUACUUCUUUUUCAGCCUCAAACAAACAUUAUUCGGAUUUAAGAGUAUCAUCUAUUCGAACUAUACCCCACUAUACAUCUUCAUCUCUUAAAAUGAUAGUCGAAGAUAGUAAAUCAAAAAGACAAUCGGUACCAGCAUCAUCUAAAAUAUCAAACAAGAAUCAAAAGCACUCUAACAAGAAGCCUAGUAAUAAUAGUAAAGAUAGUGACCAUUCUCUUAAAAAUAAUAAUAUAAAAGCGCUUCGCGUUCAUUAACAAACAAAAAAAAAAUUUUAGACUGAGUAAUAUGAGUUUAUUUUGACGAUUACCGUAAGGUAUGAU